AUGUCAUACUUACUACCCCACUUGCACAGCGGCUGGGAAGUCGACCAAGCGAUCGUUACGGAAGAAGACCGAGUGGUGGUAAUUCGCUUUGGCCGAGAUCAAGACCCGACGUGUAUGAUUCAAGACGAAGUCCUCAUGUCCAUUGCAGAGAAAGUCAAGAAUUUUGCCAAGAUCUAUGUGGUGGAUAUCGACCAAGUGCCAGAUUUCAGCAACAUGUACGAGCUGUACGAUCCAUGUACCACCAUGUUCUUCUACCGUAACAAGAGCGUUUCGUUGUACUGCUCCUUUGCUCAGCACAUUAUGGUUGAUCUCGGGACUGGUGACAACAACAAGAUCAAUUGGGCGCUUGCAGACAAGCAAGAAUUCAUUGAUAUUAUAGAGAUGGUUUAUAGGGGAGCACGAAAAGGAAGAGGUCUGGUGGUGUCGCCAAAGGACUACUCAACAAAGUACAGAUAUUAG
Messenger RNA from Seminavis robusta, 459 nucleotides. NCBI's taxonomy places the organism in Eukaryota, Bacillariophyta, Bacillariophyceae, Naviculales, Naviculaceae. The record is from the annotation of a GenBank genome assembly.